Messenger RNA from Ostrinia furnacalis (Asian corn borer), 3539 nucleotides. RefSeq names its product irregular chiasm C-roughest protein teiresias. NCBI's taxonomy places the organism in Eukaryota, Metazoa, Arthropoda, Insecta, Lepidoptera, Crambidae. The record is from RefSeq and is a predicted model, not a curated record. The transcript has 17 exons. Gene Ontology annotation, molecular function: cell adhesion molecule binding. Gene Ontology annotation, biological process: cell-cell adhesion. Gene Ontology annotation, cellular component: cell-cell junction; plasma membrane. Bases 1 to 2250 code for a protein of 749 amino acids.
AUGUUUUUGGAUAUGAAAUAUUUUUGGGACGAAAAAGGCUUCCCCCCCUCCCUCGGGUCGGAGUGGUCGAGUUCCGAGCGCGCGCCGGCGCCGGCGCCCGCGCCGCUCGCCGUCGACGCCGCCGAGCUGGUACGAGACGCACCCCUCUACCCCCCGCUACAGAACACCCCAGAAGACCCUGACCCCAGCAUAUUGGAUAGUGAACCUUCCUACAACGACUUAGAGACUAGUAUCGAACAGAGCCGGCUGCUUGUCACGCCGGACCUGGUCAGCGCACACUCCGAGACUGAACAUGGAACGAAGGUACAAAGAGAAGAGGAGGUAGACCUGUCAGUGAGUAGCGCUGACGUCGAGGACAGAAGCAAGCGCAGCAGCGGCCACGACUGGGACAAGACUGCUAAGGCGCCAGUAGACCGCCGCGUGAAGACGGGUGACACGAUCCUGAACAUCCGAGGAGCCGUGCGUGACGCCAUCGGCGACGCAGGCGCAGCGCCUGGCCCUCGCGCUUCGUCCCGUCUUGAUACUUUUGUGAUCCGCCCUGCACACGCGCGCCGACCAAGGCCCAUGCACGACCAGCCUGAUUCCAACCCUACACCUGUGCAGGCACCAAGAUACGACCGUGAACUACUGGUGGAGGCUCACUCGAAGGCGCGCAUCGACUGCGACCUGGCCAACGUGACAAAUCUGCGAUGGUAUAAAGAUAACGAGCAAAUGUCAGUGGCCCCCGCGGCGGGUGGCGGGGGCGAAGCUCUGUGGCAGGAGGGCGCCGCCCUGGUGGUAGGGCGGGCGACGAGGGCAGACGCGGGCGCGUGGCGCUGCGCCGGGGCAGACAAGGCGGGGAAAACUGUCUCGGGGAAGCCUAUGCACCUGCUCAUUUAUGAACCAGUGCGGUCAGUGUAUCUGGCGGUGGACGGCAGAAGACUGGACGCGGGCAACACCUGGGUGCCAGUCCGGGACAAAACAGUUUUAGAAGUCCGCUGUGUCGCUGAAGGUGGAGUGCCACCACCAGACCUCUCGUGGCGACUGCUAGCACAAGAACCAUCGCUGGAUCACAGACCGUAUUUGAGGAUACACCAUACAAACUACUCGAUAGAGGGCGUAUCGUCCUCGCAUGCAGUAGUGACGGCUGCGCGCGAGUUGCACAACGCGACGCUGCAGUGCGAGGCUCGCCAGCGCUCCCCGCGUCCCGCGCCCGCCCCCGCGCCAUCCAACGUGUCUGACGCGCACACGGCCAAGCUGGAGAUACACGUCACUUAUCCGCCCUCGUUCGUGAUAUCCCGCUGGCCCGGGUUUGGCGUGUCGCUAUCAGCGGGCGGCGCGGCGGCGCUGCGCUGUGACGUCGACGCCAACCCGCCCGCGCGUGCCUGGUGGCUGCGGGACGAUGCAGAUCCCACCAGCUCCCCCCCACCAGUGGAUGGUGGAGACGAGCCGUCAGCCCGCGGUUCCGCCACGCUCCGCUGGGGCGCGCUGCGGGCGUCGCACGCGGGCUGGUACCGCUGCCGAGCCACCUGGUUGGACGCCGAGUACUCGUCUAUCGGGUACUACUUGAAUGUUAUUGCUCCAGAAGACAAUGCGGAGGCGGCGACAGAGCCGGACGAGGAGGAAGAGCCCGACCACCAGAAAGUGGAGGUGCCGGUGGGAGGGAACGUGCAGCUGCAUUGCCCCAAAGGUAGCGUCGGUUGCUGGUGGCGGAGAGUAGUAGGUAAUGCAAGCGAAGCCUGGGCCCCGGCGGGCUCGCACCACGCACAUGGAGUUUUAGGUAUUAAGGAUGCCUUAUAUCAAGAGGGAGGGGAGUACCGCUGCAUAGGAGCGCGUGCGCCGGACCUCAAGCGACUGAAGGAGUUGAAGAGAGUUACUUUGAAAGUUACUGGAAGCGCCACCGCCACCGCACUGAGUGCGGUCCCGGCCGCGGGCGGCUGGCGCCUCGAGUGUGGGGCAUGCGGGCGAGGGGUCCGCGUGCUGUGGGUCCGAGUGGGGGCCACGCCGCGCGUCACCCGCGCCUCCCUUAGUCCGGACCUGGCGCAGCACUGCUGGCGCGCUAUACUGCACGUGGCAGAGCCGGACGAGGUCUGGUGCGUAGCCGCAACUACAGGGGCGGGUGCAGUGGCCGUGUUCCCUCGCAGGGCGCCCCUGGCCUCGAUAGGGCCCUCCCCGGAGCCAGCCAGGAGGGCCCUGCACGCCGCAGCGACGGGCCUGUUCGUCAACUUGACAUUGGUGCUGCAGAUGGCGUUGGUUCUGAUUUGUCGUUGAGAGAGAUGGCGGCCGUUGGUGCAAGCGUUUGGGUUCAAGCAAUAAUACCGCAAUAAUGCAAGCAAUUACUAAAGUUAACUGUCAUUAAAUGAUGUGUACGAUACGAUUGAGUUAUGUUUUCUAUGUGUAAAAGUUAAGGUAAAUAAUUAUUUUGUGGUAAUGGUUAUAGUAAACAAAAAAAUUCAAACUUUACAAUUAAGUUAGUUUAUAUUAUUAAAUGAGUUGUUAGGAAAAGCUUUGACGAAUGCGAUGAGAAUAUUUGGCACUUGCAAUAAUGGAAAGGUAAAAAUACUAUUUGCGACGAAAUACACGAAUUUUAAUUCUCUAGUAGAUAAUAUUAUUGUAUCUUUAUCUUUAAAUAAAUAGAAAUUCGUUUUCCAUUUUCGAUGACUUCAAAAUUAAGUGAGAAUUACGUUGAAAAGUUUGCUGUCUAAAGUCGCCUGAACUACGAGAUCUAAUUCUGGGCAAAUUGGCAAUUCGCGGAGUGUUCUAACUCGUUGUUUGAGAUGAGUUUUAAUUCUAAACUUUUGUAAAACUCAGUCGUGUCUUAAAAUACUUCAACUCGAGUUAGGGGCUAAACGCUUGUACCAACAAGGCAGGGUGCAAUCUCUUAACAGAGACAACCAGUGAGCUAAUCAUUCUUAUAGGUUAGAGCUACUCACAAAAUACGCUCUAUUUUUUUCAAUUGACAAACUGUGGUGCAACACUAAUAAAGUUUUAAAACUUGCUACAGACAAUUUGUUGCUUGAUAACAAUACUUUCUGUUGUGUAAAGUAUACUAAAAUUGAGCGUCUUUUGAACACCUACGUGUAAAACACGUGUUGUAAAUAUUUCACACAUUCCCGAAGUGUCAAGAUUCGCUAUGUGUGCGUGAGUUACUUAAGUGUGAGUCAUUGUGAGUUCACUGUGUGUCUCUGUUCUAUUGUUUCCCUGUUAACGAGGUAAUCCGUAGUUAGUUCAUGUCAAAGUUUAAUCUUUAGUUUUAGUUUCUGCAAAUUCUUAAAGCUUAAAUAAGACGAAGUUGGAACUGCUGACUUUAAACUGAUAGUUUGUGGAAAUUUUCGGUUAGCUAAACUUACUAGCUUCUUUUUCUGAGUGAAUGACAGAAAAGAUGGUACAGAAUUUAGGAAAGUCAAUUCGAAGUAGGUGUACGUUGUAUGUUAUAAAUGAAGAAGAGAUUACAACUAUCUACGAUUGCUACAUGAUGCUUAACAACGUUAAUAUGUCUUACUAGCUUUCCGCCCGCGGCUUCGCCCGCGUGGAAUUUUGUCUGUCACAGAAAAACUUUA